Rhopalosiphum padi (bird cherry-oat aphid) is the source of this 818-nucleotide messenger RNA. RefSeq lists its product as uncharacterized. NCBI's taxonomy places the organism in Eukaryota, Metazoa, Arthropoda, Insecta, Hemiptera, Aphididae. Bases 235 to 603 code for a protein of 122 amino acids. The transcript is spliced from 4 exons. The record is from RefSeq and is a predicted model, not a curated record.
CACAUGGCAUAGCUAUAGAUAAUAAAGAUAUGAAUUCAGAGUUUUUGAUUUUAGUUUUAGCCUUUCGUCGUGAUUUUAAUUAAAUAACUUAAUCCUGUGUUUAAAAUAAUUUCUAGAGCCAGUAAAAUAAUAAAUGAUCGAAAUUUUCCUGUGCUACUAAUUGUAUGUUUUGUUGUAUAAUUUCAUAUUUAUUUAACAAUAUAAUAUAAUUAGUGGUCUUGUUUGUGUGGAAAAAUGAAGAAAAAUAGAAAUUCAAUGAAAAACAAGUCGAAUAAAAAUGAAAAUCAAACAGAUACAGAAGCUAUAAAGAAAAAAAAACUGACUACUAGACAAAGAAAAGCACUUACAAAAAUUAUAGAAAAAAAACAAAAAAGCCAAAAAAGAUCGGAAAUGUUAAAUGAAUUGAAGAGUCUUGAACUUUCAGCACCUUCAUUGUCUUUAAUGACAUCUAUAAGUCAAACUCAAACAAGUGGAUUGAGAAAUGUUUUAAAACAAAAAAAAAAAAGUAAAACAAUUAAACCUAUUGAAGAAAAUAAGAGCUCAGAUGAAAUGACAGUUGAUGAAGAUGUUGGUUCAGAAAUUGACGAAGAUGAAAUUGAAUAAUAAUUUAUUUAUAUUACUUAAAAUCAUUCAGCAGAAAGACUGUAAUCAUUAAUUUUACAAUGGUGGCCAUAAUUGUUUUAUUUUAUUAUGUGCUGAUUUUGGUAACCAUGUUAAAUAUCCUUCCAUCAAAUCUAUAAAAACAAAAAAAAAAUUGUUGUAAACAUCCAACAUUUUUAUUAUUUAAUCAAUAAAAGUUUACAUGUUGGCUUUUUUAA